CUUUGGUUACAGAGAUCCGAAGCAGAAAGAUGAACAGAUAUACAGUUCAGGUGGAGAGUGGGAGAGCUGGGAAGAACGGACAGCCAUCUGUCGGUCCGGUUUACCGGAGUUGUCUUGCAAGGGAUGGGUUUCCACCGCUAGAACCCGGCAUGAACACCUCAUGGGAAAUCUUCAGGUCUUCCGUUGAGAAGAAUCCUGGAAAUAAAAUGCUUGGAUGGAGGGAAUUCAGCCAAGGGAAGGCAGGGCCCUAUGUUUGGGCAACUUAUAAGGAAGUUUAUGAAGAAGUGCUUUACAUUGGCUCAGCUUUAAGGCAGCUAGAUGUAGCACCUGGUACACGAAUUGGAAUUUAUGGAGCAAACUGCCCUCAAUGGGCUGUGGUAAUGGAGGCUUGCAAUGGAUACAACUUAGUUUGCGUGCCUCUCUAUGAUACACUGGGAGCUGGCGCCAUUGAUUACAUAAUCGAGCAUGCAGAAAUUGAUGUUGUCUUCGCGCAAGAUAAAAAAAUUAAACAUGUUCUUUCUUCCGAAUGCAAAGCAGCAAGACGACUGAAAUCCAUCGUUUCAUUCAGUGCUAUGCCUGAGGAACAGAUUAAUGCUGUUGCUGCUGCUGCUGGGAUAAAAGCAUAUUCAUGGAAUGAUUUUAUUCUAAUAGGAAAGAAAUAUCCAUCAGAACCUGUGCCUCCUCAACCUCUUGACAUAUGCACCAUAAUGUACACGAGUGGAACCAGUGGUAAUCCAAAAGGAGUUGUUUUAACACAUGAAACACAUGCAACCUAUGUAAAAGGAGUUGAGCUUUUCUUGGAUCAAUUUGAAGACAAGAUGUCAGUUGAUGAUGUUUAUUUCUCCUUCCUUCCAUUGGCACAUAUCCUUGAUCGAAUGAUUGAGGAAUACUUUUUCCAUAAGGGUGCUUCAGUUGGAUAUUUUCAAGGGAAUAUUGAAGCUUUAAGGGAUGAUCUCAUGGAACUAAAGCCGACAUUCUUUGCCGGUGUCCCUCGAGUGUUUGAAAGAGUUUAUGAAGGCAUAUUAAAGACAGUGUCAGAGCUCAGGCCACUAAGAAGAUUGAUUUUUAACCUUCUGUACAAGCAUAAAUUACACUGGAUGAGAUUGGGAUACUCGCACAAAACUGCCUCUCCAUUUGCUGAUUUCUUAGCAUUUAGCAAGGUGAAAGCAAGGCUCGGAGGCCGAGUUCGAUUGCUGGUGUCUGGAGGUGCCCCAUUGAGUCCAGAAAUUGAAGAGUUCUUGAGAGUCACUAGCUGUGCCUUUAUGUUACAAGGCUAUGGACUUACAGAAACCUGUGGUCAGACCACCAUUGGAUACCCUGAUGAUCUCGCCUUGAUUGGCUCCGUCGGUGUACCCACAACAUUCACAGAUUUGCGUCUCGAAGAAGUUCCAGAGAUGGGCUAUGAUCCACUGGGUCAACCUUCAAGGGGUGAAGUUUGUGUUAGGGGGAAAACACUUUUUUCUGGAUACUACAAGGACCCUGAGUUAACAAAGGAAGUAAUCAUAGAUGGUUGGUUCCAUACAGGCGACAUUGGAGAGAUAACACCUGAUGGGAUAUUGAUAAUUAUUGAUAGAAAGAAGAAUAUCUUUAAGCUUUCACAGGGAGAAUAUGUUGCUGUUGAAUACUUGGAGAAAGUGUAUAGUGCCGUUCCUAUUAUAGAAGAUAUUUGGCUCUAUGGUAACAGCUACAGAUCGAAGUUGGUGGCUGUGAUCACUCCACAUGAAGAUAAUACUAAGAAAUGGGCAUUGUUGAAUGGUCAUAAAGGUUCCUUCAACGAACUAUGUGCACUAAAGGAAUUAAAUAAUUACAUUCUUCAGGAAUUGAAGAUAGCUGCUGAAAGAAAUAAGCUAAAAGGCUUCGAGCAUGUCAGCGGUAUUGUGGUGGAUCCUCAACCUUUUGAUAUCGAAAGAGACCUUGUUACUGCAACAUUGAAGAAAAAGAGAUCACAAUUGUUGAAAUACUAUCAGGUUCAGAUCGAACGUGUCUAUAAAAACAUGGCAGAAGACAAUAAAUGAGGUUGAAGUUGUCUAUGUAAGAUAGAAAGGUUGUAAGUUUGUUUUUAAAAUGUGAUUAGUUUCAUAUGUAAAAUAGAAUUAAUAGCUUUCAAACACUUUAAACUAAAGAAUAAGUCUAUAAUUAAUGAACUGCCAUAGAAAUCAGUUU
Molecule: messenger RNA, 2163 nt
Organism: Phalaenopsis equestris
Lineage: Eukaryota; Viridiplantae; Streptophyta; Magnoliopsida; Asparagales; Orchidaceae
Product: long chain acyl-CoA synthetase 1-like
Exons: 19
Coding region: 30-2015 (661 amino acids)
Biological process (GO): cutin biosynthetic process; fatty acid metabolic process; wax biosynthetic process
Cellular component (GO): membrane; endoplasmic reticulum
Molecular function (GO): long-chain fatty acid-CoA ligase activity
Source: RefSeq, a predicted model, not a curated record